CUUGCACAAUCCCUGAAAUAAGUUGCGUUUGUUCGUACUUGUGAUCUAAAAACAAAUUUUACAUAAGUAAAAAUGUUGAAUGUGAAGAUCGUAGGAGAAUCCUUGAAAUGCAGCUUCAACACGCCGGUUUCUGUGCAAGAAUUAAAACAAGAAAUUGAGAGAGAAACAAAUCUUUCACGUGGUCAAUAUUAUGUCUUGCACAAUGGUCGACUCGUACAGGAAGAUGAUAUCUGCUCGAAUGGCUACGCAACUGUGGUUCCAAGACUGUUGGGUGGCAAAGGUGGUUUUGGAUCUAUGUUACGCGCGAUUGGCGCGCAGAUUGAGAAAACCACAAAUCGCGAAGCUUGCAGAGAUCUUAGCGGUCGCAGAUUGCGCGACAUAAAUGAAGAAAAGAGGCUGAAAGCUUGGAUUGAUAAACAGGCCAAGAGAGAGAAGGAUGAGGUGGAACGCAAGAAAAAGAAGCUAGAAAAACUCUGCACCGAGCCAAAACAUGAAUUUAAAGAUCAGCGUUAUGACCAGGAACGUGCAGAAUUGACUGAGAGAGUUGGAGAUGCCAUAGAAGAAGGAUUCAAAGUUGCGAGCACAUCGGGUAUCAAGAGGAAGCAGGAGGAGAACAAUAAACCCAAUAAACGCAAGACUAUGUUAGAUUUAGAAAUUGAUUCCGACGAAUUUGAGGAUUCUGAUGAGGAUGAGGCGUUGCCUGUAGAAAGAAUGAAAGCAAAAGAGCAACAAGGAUCAAAUGGCAGCGGACAUUCCAGUAACGAUGCCGAAAAUGUCAAUGAAUGCAUCAAGAUAAUAGGAAGUGGAUAUUCCAUAUCAUCGAGUGAUAAUCAGAUAAAUAACAAAAGUAUUGAGUAAUGCUAUUUAUUAAAAUAAAUACUAAAUGUAUUAUUGAGUAUUGAAUGUAAAUGCAUAAAAAGUACAAAAAAAAUUAUGUAAUUAUGCUUAUAUCACUUAAAGUUAGAGUAAUUGUUUUAUGUUAAGAUUGAUCUAUAUAAUUGCCUUAUUGUCGGAAAUAAUGUAAGCGCGUAAUUUCAAACAUAAUUUCUAUUAUAAAUAUUAAUUAUAAGUAUAUAUGAAGAAUUAUAACUUCUGAUGCAAGAAAUUUUUAUGUACCAUUUCUCACUUAUGAUAUUACGAUUCUAAUAUGGCGACUUAACGAAUGUGAAAUAAAUUACUGUAAAAGAA
Acromyrmex echinatior (Panamanian leafcutter ant) is the source of this 1188-nucleotide messenger RNA. Its product is annotated as splicing regulator SDE2. Gene Ontology annotation, cellular component: nucleus. Gene Ontology annotation, molecular function: protein binding. The record is from RefSeq and is a predicted model, not a curated record. NCBI's taxonomy places the organism in Eukaryota, Metazoa, Arthropoda, Insecta, Hymenoptera, Formicidae.